UAUAUGCAAAUUACUGGUAAUCAAAAUCUAACUGAUAGAUUAAAAGAAGAACUUCAAAAAAUAAGAAAAGAUAGAUUGAAUUUUUUAGUUAAUUACAAUGCAGAAUUUAAUAGAAUUCAACAAGGAAUUCAAGAUGAAACUGAUAUAGAAAGAUUAAAAAAUUUUUGGUUAAAAGAAAUUGCUAAAUCUAAAUUAGAAACUGCUGAUAAAAAAAAACUUAAUGAUCUUAGAGAAGAAUGUAUUAGAGAAUUAAAACAAUCAUAG
Molecule: messenger RNA, 264 nt
Organism: Cetraspora pellucida
Lineage: Eukaryota; Fungi; Glomeromycota; Glomeromycetes; Diversisporales; Gigasporaceae
Source: the annotation of a GenBank genome assembly